Messenger RNA from Megalopta genalis, 4931 nucleotides. The record is from RefSeq and is a predicted model, not a curated record. Lineage: Eukaryota; Metazoa; Arthropoda; Insecta; Hymenoptera; Halictidae.
GCAUCGCUUGUUCGCCUGUUUGGUCUAUGGCCGUUACAUAUGCGUGCGGCGCCAUGGCAUAUCGGCAUAUCGGCGGAUCUGCGUAUCGGCAUGCAGUGUACAGUAUACGCCGAACAAUGAGCAACGAAAAGAAAUCGAAAUAAAAGAGUAGCGAUUGAAGAUAUGGAUAGCGGAUUUGGUAAUCGGUCAUGUUCCCGUAAUCGACAGAGUGUUAAAAUGAGUGUUCGCGCGACCGUUUUGAUUCUCGGAAUUGCCAUUGGUUCGAUACUGUUUGCGUAUGCGGGGUUUUCGGUCAGAGGCGACGCAUACGAUGAGAAUUCGUUGAUACUGCAAACGAUAUUCGUAUUCCGUCACGGAGAUCGGACGCCAACGGAGACUUAUCCCAAGGAUCCUUAUCGCGACCACGAAUGGGAGGGAGGUCUAGGAGCUUUGACCAAGAAUGGUAUGCGUCGAAUGUACAAUGUCGGCCAAUGGAUACGCGAGAACUACGGCUCCGUAAUUGGCGGCAAGUACGAGAGCAAGCUGAGCCUGGUUCGAAGCAGUUAUGCGGAUCGUUGCUUAAUGUCCGCGCAGGCUUUACUGGCUGGUUUGUAUCCGCCGGCACCCGACGAAAUCUUUGUAGAAGGACUAAAUUGGCGUCCCGUUCCCGUUUCUUCUACUCCCCGGAACUUGGAUAAGACUAUCGUGGUCAAGGCGGCUUGUCCUCGAUUGGAAGAAGCGUUGAAAGAGGCAUACAGGAACGAAUCUCUGCGGCCGGGUACUCCGUCGAUCGAAUACUAUCGUCAACUCUCCCAGCAUACCGGACAAAACAUCUCCACGAUCACCGACGUUGAGUUUCUGUACAACAUUCUCGAAAUUGAGGAACAGAAUGGCUUGAAGCUACCCAACUGGACAAAUAAAUACUAUAAUCAUGAAAUGCGAGACAUUGCCGCCCGUAGUUUAGCCAUAUUUACCAGUAACAGCUUGCAACAAAGGCUCCGCGGAGGGCCGUUGCUCAAGGAAAUUCUGAAGGGUAUGCGUGCCGCCGUUGCCGGCAAAGACACCAGGCGUGUCUAUCUUUACUCCGCGCACGACAUUACCCUUGUUAAUUUACUGCGGACCAUGGGAUUUACGAGCGAGAACUUUAAACCCGGUUACGGCGCGACGCUCGUCUUCCAACUGUACUUUAGCCCCGACGUUGCGGAUAAGGAUAACAGACACGCCGAAAUAAAGUUAUCGUACUUGAACGAUACGGCCAAAUUCACAACGUAUCCCAUGGAUAUACCAGACUGUGGUGAACCGUGUUUACUUGAAACCGCGAUCGAUCUAUGGAAAAACGUGCUUCCCGGAAACUGGGACGAUGAGUGUUCGUUAUUUCCUUGCACUUUGAGAAUCAAGCAACGUUAUCGACCGACGACAUCCCAGCAACAAUUGCACACGCUGUCAGUUCCACUGAAUGAUAGCGUUCGAUCGCGCCCAUCGUUCUAUUUGUGUUUCAUUUCAGUUAAGAAAAGAGGAUCGUCGAUUGCGAUCUUGUCUCGCCACAAGAUGUUCAGUUGGUUAAAUAGAGAUGACACUGACAGACAAAACGUCUUCGAAAGUGUCACCGAAGGCAUCAAGAAGAUCUACAAGUCGAAAAUGUUGCCUUUGGAACUACACUAUCAGUUCCAUGAUUUUCAUUCUCCUCAACUCGACGACCCAGAUUUUGAUGCAAAGCCAAUGAUACUUUUGGUGGGCCAAUACUCUACGGGCAAGACGACCUUCAUCAAGUAUUUGCUUGAACGAGACUUUCCUGGAAUAAGGAUCGGUCCUGAACCAACGACAGAUCGCUUCAUUGCAGUUAUGUAUGAUGAGAAAGAAGGCGUGAUUCCUGGAAAUGCUUUAGUUGUCGAUCCCAAAAAACAGUUCCGUCCUCUUUCCAAGUUUGGUAAUGCUUUUCUAAACAGAUUUCAAUGUUCUACGGUAGCAUCCCCAGUCCUUAAAGGCAUAUCCAUAGUCGACACGCCUGGUAUUUUGUCAGGAGAAAAACAAAGGGUUGACAGAGGUUACGAUUUUACUGGAGUUUUGGAAUGGUUCGCAGAACGAGUGGAUAGAAUUAUUCUGUUGUUUGAUGCGCACAAACUCGAUAUUUCCGAUGAAUUUAGAAGAUCCAUAGAAGCGUUGCGUGGCCACGACGAUAAAAUCAGAAUUGUCUUGAAUAAAGCAGACAUGAUCGAUCAUCAACAACUAAUGAGAGUAUACGGAGCGCUGAUGUGGUCUCUUGGUAAAGUACUACAAACUCCUGAAGUAGCCAGAGUGUAUAUCGGGUCGUUUUGGGACCAGCCCUUAAGAUACGAUGUAAAUAAGAGAUUAUUCGAAGACGAGGAACAAGAUCUCUUCAGGGAUAUGCAGUCAUUGCCUAAAAACGCGGUUCUUCGAAAGCUAAACGAUUUGAUUAAACGUGCUCGAUUAGCCAAGGUACACGCUUACAUAAUCAGCGCUCUUAAAAAGGAUAUGCCUAGCGUGUUUGGCAAAGACACAAAGAAAAAAGAACGUAUCAAAAAUCUGGGUCAAAUCUACGACCAAAUACAAAGGGAGCAAAAGAUUUCACCCGGCGAUUUUCCAGACUUGAAGAAAAUGCAGGAAUGCUUAGCUCGUCAUGAUUUUACUAAAUUCAGCAGUUUAAAGCCUAAAUUAUUGGAAGUAGUUGAUAAAAUGCUUUGCGAGGAUAUUGCAAAACUCAUGGACAUGAUACCGCAAAAUGAACUCGGUACAGCGUCAGACUCCCUAGUCAAAGGUGGUGCAUUCGAAGGAGUAGAAGAUCAAGUAAGUCCAUUUGGUUACAAACGAGGAGAAGGAAUCGAUGCUGGAGCGGGUGAACCAGAAUGGAUCGUCAAUAAAGAGAGAGGAAAAUAUGACGACAUUUUCAAGAGGCUUGAACCAUACGACGGAAAAAUCGUGGGCUCAGUCGCUAAAGCGGAAAUGUUAAAAUCCAAAUUGCCGAAUAGUGUACUUGGGAAAAUUUGGAAGUUAUCAGACGUUGACAACGAUGGACUUCUGGAUUCCGACGAAUUUGCCUUAGCAAUGCAUUUAAUUAACGUAAAGCUCGAUGGGCAUGACCUCCCUACGGUAUUACCAGACCACUUGGUGCCACCAUCGAAAAGAGAUUUAUAAUUUUCAAUUAUUUCCUCUAUUUUUGUAGAAUACGUUCGCUAUCAAUGUCAAUUCGCCGAUACGUUUCUACCUUCAAAAUGCUUCUUAAAAUUUGAAUUAAUUUACAUCGGUGACUCUACGUCACCUUUUAUCAAUCUAUCACAAUAAUUCAGACAUCACGAUCAAAUUACUCAAACAGCGUUUUGUUCUUUCCAAUUAUUUUCUUUUCCAAAAAGCACUUGAAUUAGUGUCUAUUUGCUCUUUAACCAUUUCGUACCACAUACCGCUUCUUAUAUUUUAUCAUUUCUAUUCAUUUAAAUCGGACUAUUAUAAGAUGUGCGAAUAAGUUUCUCGUUGUUCAAACUGUAUUCGAAAGGCAUUCGAAGAUUCCUAUAACAUAUUGAAUACUAUAUAUAACAUCACAUGACACUCAAAGUUUCUUGCGCGUACGUAAAUACUAUGUAUAUACUAUACAUUGGAAUUUAAGCAUUAGGAAUAACACAUCAAUAAGUGUAUAAACUUUGUGUCUCUUUGGUUUGGCGAAUUGUCUGUCUAUAAUCAUAUACAUAUACUCGAGAAGUGGCCGGAAAUUCACAAAGAAACGUGUAUGUAUUAUAGGUCGCAAAUAUUUCGCUAAUAUAAUUUUUACUAAGAUCAUUAAUUUCACUGUGUUUAUCGUUGUUUUGCAGAAAUUUAAACCGAUUAUGUUCGAUAUCGUCUAAUCACCUGCUACUUAGAAAUAUAAAUUUUACAAAAAUGCUAUCAUUCGAUGAAUAGGGAACAAACUCGUUCCGAAUAACCAUCGAAUUGUCACGUUGAUCCGAUAAACAAUUUCUGUCACAAUCACAUUUUAAAUUCCGAUUUUUAAAUUUCGCACUAGCAUUCACGCACGCGUGUACACAGUUAAUUUUUAUUCAGAAUAGUUUCGCAUUUUCGACUAAAAGUAUUGCAGCUUUAAUAUUAACGGAAUUUUACGUUUCACCCUGGCGAUAAAUCAUAUUUUUACAAUAGAAAAGACAAAAACAUUGUGAAUCUCAAAAAACAGUUACAUUUAAUAUAAUAUUUAAUUUAUUGACAUAGCCAAAUUAUAUCUGGAAAAAGUGGUCACAUCGUAUCGCUUCGCAUUUUAUUAGCACUGCCUCCGCAUAAUGCGUUCUUAUGUGAUAUAGAAACAAAACAAAUAUUUUUAGAUUUUAAUUCAUAUACAAUAGAGAGUAAUUUGCAACGUGUAUAGUAAAUUUAAUCAAAUCAUACUGUUCGAGAGGAAUCAUUCUAUCAAAGGAUCAAAUUCCCUAUUUGGAACAUGUUUCUACUGAGAAUGAGAAAAGUUUCCUCUUUAGUCUUCCCUCGGUCAGUAUGGGCACUUUGUGAGUCAUUCCUGUCCACGAAAAAUUGUUUCCGACACACAGUUUUCACUUUUUAACGUGCCGUAUUGUAUUUUCAUGUUAUCCAUCCGUAUAGAUUGCGUUGUAAUACGAUUGAUAAACGUAUGUAUGAUACAAUGACACAACAGAGACUUAGUAGAAAGAACUGCGUACAUACUCUGCGUUCGCGGAAUUUUGGACAGAAUUAGUAUUGUGACUGGUUGAUACGAACCGAUCCCAGAUCACUUCACGCGAAAACACAAAAUAUUUAAUAACAAUACGAUUACUUUUUGUAACGACAACACAAUCUACUCAUACUGUUCUAUUUAUACAUAUUUGGAAUACAUAUUUGGAAUCUACAAAAUUUUGAUUCCAAUUUACCUUUUAUAUCGGUGUUGGAGUUGUUGCGAUGUCGGUGACGUUUUGGUCCAUAUAAAGAAAAAGUUGAACCUUGUA